Molecule: messenger RNA, 252 nt
Organism: Colletotrichum graminicola M1.001
Lineage: Eukaryota; Fungi; Ascomycota; Sordariomycetes; Glomerellales; Glomerellaceae
Exons: 1
Coding region: 1-252 (83 amino acids)
Source: RefSeq, a predicted model, not a curated record
AUGCUGCGUAUCAAGCGCACAUCUUUCGGAUCCGACUUGCUGCCAGGUUUCGACGAGAGCAUCCAGAAGAAAACAACAUUCAUCUUGAAGAAGCUGCACGAACACUCCGGGACAUUGAGGCUUUGGAACAAAUCUGGAUCACGCUUCGAGGUACAAAAGGGAAGCCACAGGGCUGGUGACGGAGAGAGACCCUUGAUGGCGGCAGAUGGUAGGAAGGGAGGAUUGGCUGAUGGCUUCAUGCAUGCUUGGUAA